AUGUCUUCUGCAUGUCCACCCCAAUCACCAGCAGUGGCUAAAUCUGAAGUAGCAAUAGAUGGAGAAUGCCCGCUGCUGGCUGCCACAUUUGCUUAUUGGGACAAUAUCCUCGGUCCACGCGUCCAUCACAUUUGGGCCCCAAAAGGUGAUCAUCUGAUGCUGCUCAGCGAUGGAGAUGUGACCUUCUUGGCCAAUCACACGUUAAAUGGAGAGAUUUUGCGCAGUGCAGAGUGUGGCGCAGUAGACGUUAAGUUUUUUGUCCUGGCAGAGAAGGGCGUCAUCAUUGUGUCACUCAUCUUUGAUGGUGAGCUCAAGGGGGACAAGAACACGUGUGCCUUGUCCAUUAUUCUUCCACAAACGGAGCUAGCCUUCUACCUGCCUUUGCACACCGUCUGCGUUGAGAGACUAAAGCAUGCUAUCAGAAAGGGACGCAUUUGGAUGCAAAAGGGUUACAACAUCAUUGCAGUGCUAAGCUUGGAAAUUGUUCCUAUUAUGGAGCUGCUCGCCUCUAUGAAGACACACAGUGUGCCUGAAGACAUAGAUAUAAAAGACACCGUACUAAAUGAUGAUGACAUUGGGGACAGCUGCCAUGAAGAUUUCCUUCACAAGGCCAUCAGCUCUCACCUACAGACUUGUGGUUGUUCAAUCGUUGUUGGAAGCAAUCCAGAGAAAGUAAACAAGAUUGUGCGAACACUCUGCCUCUUUCUUACUGCUGCUGAGAAGAAAUGUUCUCGCCUUUGCAAGGCAGACUCAUCUUACAAAUAUGACACAGGCCUCUUUGUUCAGGGUCUACUAAAGGACUCUACUGGUAGCUUUGUACUCCCGUUCCGCCAGGUACUUUACUCACCUUACCCAACCACACACAUCGACGUAGACAUCAACACAGUCAAGCAGAUGCCGCCGUGUCAUGAGCAUACUUACAACCAACGUGCCUAUAUGCGGUCUGAGCUGAAUACACUUUGGAAGACUGACAGCGAAGAAGACAUACCUCCUGACACUAUCAUCCCCACUGAUGACACUUUCACACCUGACUUGAAUAUAUUUCAAGAUGUAAUGCAUACAGAUACGUUGGUGAAAUCAUUUAUAGAUGAGGUGUUCAUGCUAAAACCUGGCCUUUCCCUGCGGAGUGCCUAUUUGGCCCAGUUCUUGUUGCUGCUUCACAGGAAGGCCCUCACACUGCUGAAGUACAUUGAAGAUGAAACUCAAAAGGGGAAGAAGCCUUUCAGGUCCCUACGGAAUUUAAAGACUGACCUUGAUCUGACGGUAGAAGGAGACCUGAACAUUGUCAUGGCCUUUGCUGAAAAGUUGAGAGCAGGACUUCACUCAUUUGUGUUUGGAAAGCCAUUCUACACAAGCAUGCAAGAAAGAGAUGUUCUCAUGAACUUUUGA
Molecule: messenger RNA, 1389 nt
Organism: Nerophis lumbriciformis (worm pipefish)
Lineage: Eukaryota; Metazoa; Chordata; Actinopteri; Syngnathiformes; Syngnathidae
Source: RefSeq, a predicted model, not a curated record